AUGGCUCCAUUGUUGGGUAGACAUCUUCAACGUAUCAACUUUAUACUCUCUAUACGACGUGCCAUGUCAUCAGAAGCAAACACCACCAAAUGGUAUCCACCCGUUACUAAGGACGCCAAUUCGAGACCAGUUUUAAAAUUGUACAACACACUGACUCAUAGUAAGGUUGAGUUUGUUCCCGAGGAGGCAGGCAAGAUCAAGUGGUACUCCUGUGGUCCAACCGUUUACAACCCUUCGCAUAUGGGACAUGCCAGAAAUUACGUCAGUAUCGAUAUCAAUAGGAGGAUCUUGCAAGACUAUUUCAACUAUGAUAUUCUGUUCAUUCAGAACGUGACUGAUAUUGAUGACAAGAUCAUCAUAAAGGCAAGACAGGAGUAUCUCUUUGAGAAGUUCGUCAAUAAGUUUGAUUGCAAGGUGACUACGGAGUUGAAGGAAAGGACAGAACAGUCUGUUAGCGAGUACGUUAAGAAGAAUUUGCCUGAAUUUGAAAAAACUGGCGACAUUUUGAACAGUUUCAACAAGUGGGCAUCGACACUCAAUUUGAAGGAAAUCGGGUUAGAGAAGCCUAAGUUCCCAAUGCAUGUUAAGGCGGUCAACUUGGCGAUCUCCGCAAUUAACAACGAUAAAAUUGAUUUUGAUAAGUUUGUCAAUUCAGUGAAGGAUGUUGUGGUUUUAUCUCUAGACAAGGAGUUUGGCCACGAGGUCACUGAUCCUAACAUUUUUCGGAAGUGCUCUUCAUAUUGGGAAAGACAGUUUGAUUUGGACAUGGAGAAAUUGAAUGUUCUAAAACCAAGUAUAGUUACCAGGGUUUCCGAAUAUAUUCCUGAGAUUAUUGAGUUCGUCGAUAAGAUUGUGAAGAGGGGCUAUGCGUAUGUGACCAGUGACGGUUCGGUUUAUUUUAAUACGAGUAGGUUCGACAAGGAUGAAAAGCAUCAGUAUGCGAAGUGUCAACCUUGGUCCAAAGGUGAUAUGGAAUUGCUAGAAGAUGGUGAAGGGUCAUUGACAAAUGAGAAGUCCAUUGAGAACAAGCUGAAUUCGAGUGAUUUUGCUCUAUGGAAGUCAUCCAAAUCGGGAGAACCAUUUUGGGAUUCUCCAUGGGGCCAGGGAAGACCUGGUUGGCAUAUCGAAUGUUCUGUUAUGGGUUCUGACUUUGUGGGAGAAAAGAUGGACAUCCACUCUGGAGGUAUCGAUUUAGCCUUCCCACAUCAUGACAAUGAGAUGGCGCAAAGUGAGGCGCAUUAUGACUGUCAACAGUGGGUCAACUAUUUCUUACACACUGGGCAUUUGCAUAUUGAAGGUCAGAAGAUGUCCAAGUCUUUGAAGAACUUUAUCACCAUUGAUGAGGCAUUGGAGAAGUACAGUGCACGUGAAUUGCGAUUGAUUUUCAGUUUAGUGCAAUGGAACAAUCCUCUUGAUUUCAAGGAGAGUCUAUUGAAUGAGGCCAAAUCCAUUGAGUCUACAUUUGACAAGUUCUUCAGUAAGAUGAGGGCGUUGGCCAGAGACAACGAGGAGAAGCUAGCCAAGGGGGAGAUUGUGAGCAAGAAGUUUGGAGCACUUGAGAAGAAGUUGCUAAAGGAUUUUGAGGCUAGUAAGGACAAGUUCCAUGCGUCACUCUGUGAUAAUUUGGCGACUCCGAUGGCCAUUAGAAAUUUAGGUGAGGUAAUCAACAACUGUAACAUCUACAUCAGCGAGAGCGGAAGCGCCUUGAAGGUUGACCUCUUAGUUGAGAUUGUCAAGUACAUUACGAAAAUGCUGGAGAUGUUUGGGUUUGAGGUGCGUGGUGAUAGAAUGGGAUGGACGGAAGUUGCACGUGCGGGUACUCAGAGCACUGUUGGUUCUGGAGGACAUUCUGGUGGGGAUUCCUUCAACAGAGAGGACGUCUGCAUGCCGUUUGUGAAGGUGUUGAGUGGGUUCCGGGAUGUUGUUCGGGAGACAUGUAUUAAGAACGAGGAGGGGGGAGCCAAGAAGUUGCUUGAGAAGUGCGAUUCUGUGAGAGAUGGGGAUUUAUUACGACUCGGGGUUGCACUUGACGAUAGAGGAGAUGGCCAGGGAGCGUUGGUGAAGUUCCUCAAUGACUCUGAGAGGGACGAGUUGCUCAAACAGCAGGCUGAGAGAGAGGCUGUAUUAGCGGAGAAGGCUGCAAAGAAGGCGGCAGCUGCAAAGGCAGCCUUUGAGAAGGAGAAGCUAAGGUUAGAGAGGGGUAAGGUUCCGCCUAAGGAGAUGUUCCAAACGGACGAAAUGAGGCAAAUGUACAGUGCAUGGGAUGAAGAAGGGCUUCCGUUGAGAACCGUUGAUGGUGAGGAUGUCAGUAAGAGUGCUCGGAAGAAACUCGCCAAGCAGCAGCUUGCACAGACAAAACUCUAUAAGGAGUACCUUGACUCACUGAAUAAGUGA
Messenger RNA from Pichia kudriavzevii, 2394 nucleotides. RefSeq lists its product as uncharacterized. Lineage: Eukaryota; Fungi; Ascomycota; Pichiomycetes; Pichiales; Pichiaceae. Gene Ontology annotation, biological process: cysteinyl-tRNA aminoacylation. Gene Ontology annotation, cellular component: cytoplasm. The record is from RefSeq and is a predicted model, not a curated record. The transcript has a single exon. Gene Ontology annotation, molecular function: ATP binding; cysteine-tRNA ligase activity. Bases 1 to 2394 code for a protein of 797 amino acids.